Suncus etruscus (white-toothed pygmy shrew) is the source of this 3315-nucleotide messenger RNA. It is a transcript of the gene PPP1R3A, whose product is annotated as protein phosphatase 1 regulatory subunit 3A. The record is from RefSeq and is a predicted model, not a curated record. Gene Ontology annotation, cellular component: protein phosphatase type 1 complex. Gene Ontology annotation, biological process: regulation of glycogen biosynthetic process. NCBI's taxonomy places the organism in Eukaryota, Metazoa, Chordata, Mammalia, Eulipotyphla, Soricidae. Gene Ontology annotation, molecular function: protein phosphatase 1 binding; glycogen binding.
AUGGAGCCUACUAAAGAACCUAGUAAGAUUACCAAAGAUAACUUUUUAGAAGUUCCCAAUUUAUCUGAUUCUUUUUCUGAAGAUGAAGAUGUUACACCUACUUUCAAGCUUGGUUUCUCCCCUCAGCCUACUAGGCGAAGUUCUGAUCCUUUGGAAAAUAUGUACUUGGACACACCAUCUUCAGGUAGGAGAAGAGUUUCAUUUGCUGACAACUUUGGACUCAAUCUUGUGUCUGUCAAAGAAUUUGAUUGCUGGGAAUUUCCAAGUGCUUCAACCAACUUUGACUUUAAAAGGGACAUUUUCAAUACAGAAGAAUAUGUAUUAUCUCCACAAUUUGAAUUGCCUUCUUCAAAAGAGGAUCUUAUGCAACAGCUUCAGACACAGAAAGCAAUUUUGGAAUCGACGGAGUAUUUACCUGGAUCUACAUGCAUGAAAGGAAUUAUUAGAGUUUUGAAUAUUUCUUUUGAGAAGUUAGUAUAUGUGCGCAUGUCCCUAGAUGACUGGCAGACACAUUAUGACAUUUUAGCAGAAUAUGUUCCAAAUUCAUGUGAUGGGGAAACUGACCAAUUCUUCUUUAAGAUUGCAUUAGUUCCACCUUACCAAAAAGAAGGCAAUAAAGUUGAGUUUUGUAUACGAUAUGAAACUUCUGUUGGUACAUUUUGGUCAAAUAAUAAAGGCACAAAUUAUAUACUGGUAUGUCAAAAGAAAGAGCAAGAGCCGAAGCCCAUAAAAUCACAGGAAGAAGUUCCUAGUAGACAAAUAAAAGGCUGCUUAAAGGUAAAACCAAGUAAAGAAGAAUCAUCAGUAGCAUCAGAAGAGAAUAAUUUGGAGAAUUCAAAUAUUACAGAUACCUCUAUCCCAGCAAUUGUUUGUUCUCAUGAAGACAAUGAAGACUUGGAAGCCAGUAAUCAAAAUGUAAAAGAUGUAAACAGGGAACAUGAAGAAGAUAAUGAAAAAGAAUUAGAGUUGAUGAUAAAUCAACAUUUAAUAAGAACCAGAAGAACUGCUUCCAGAGAUAAAAAGAGUACAUUUUCAACAAAUUCAGUCACUUUUCCAAAUAAAGCUGAGGAGCUAGAGAAGAAAGAAGUCUCUGAGAAAACAUGCAUUGACUUGUUUAAAAGACCAAAUUCAUUGGAAGAAAAUUCACUAAAGAGAAAUUUUAACCACAAAGAAAAUGAGAGCAGUCAUCAACCUUCAGAGAAAAUUACUUCAAAUUUGGGAGAAAUCAAACAAUUAAUGGAUGAUACUUGUAGUGAUGAACACGCAAAAAUACAUACCAACACUGAAGACAUUGUGGAUGGUAAUGCUAAUCUAGCAGAAGGGAAUGGUAGCAUGGGAAGACAUUUUUUCCCCGCAAACCAACCAGUGGCGGUCAACUUUAACAAAAAGCAUGAAGGAGAAGCUAAGAAAACAGAAGUCAAGGACUGGGGAUGUUUAGGAAGAGAUUUCCAUUUGAGAGACUCAAUAGGAAAUGGUUCUUCUGAGAAAGCUUGUGGCAAGAGUAAGGAGGAGAAGGAACAAAGAACUUAUUUGGUCAUUAAUGAAAAGCCAAAUGAAAAAUUCCAAGAGCAAAAUAGAAUAACCAGUCACUCUGAAAAAAGUAUAGAAGGGAUUGGUGCCAGUAACCAAGACAUAGCACCUCUUUCAAGGAAAGAUACCACAAUUCCUGUCCAUGCAAUCACAACAGAUAUGUUUCCUUCAUUACGGACAAAUUUAAGUUGGAAAGAAACUCUGUUAAGUUCACAGUGUGAUCUUUUGAGUCAAAAAGGCAGCACUUUAGAAGAGACACCUGAUCAAAUUUGGUCACCAAGCAAUGGAAAUGUUUUGAGAAAUGAUGGUCUUUCCCAAGUUGAAAAGAAAAAAUCAAAUUGGGUUAAGCCUGAUGAUCAGAGUGAGAAUACCCAGCAUGUUCAGAGUUGGAAUGUCCUGGAAAGUCAGGAAAAAACAAAAAUGAGUAAGACAAAUAGAACAGAACAGUUUAAAGAACCAGCAGAUUGUGAAGACAUGUGGGAAAAAAGAGGUACUAGAAGGGAUUUGAAAGCUACUCCUACAGAAGAGUUGUUUACCUGCCAAGAAACAGCAAUCUGUGAACUGUCUCCUCUAGCUGAUCAUGGAGUUACUGAGGAAGCAGAAGCAGGUACAGCUUAUAUAAUUAAGACAACAUCAGAAACUACUCUAGAAAGCAUGUCUGCUAGAGAAAAAGCAAUAAUUGCUAAGCUACCUCAAGAGACAGCACGAAGUGACAGGCUCAUGGAGGUAAAGGAAACAGUGUUUGAUCCGCAUGAAGGGAGAAAUGAUGAUUCACAUUAUACCCUUUGUCAAGGAGAUACAGUACGUGUAAUCUAUGACAAUGAUUUUAAAAAGGAAUCAUGUUUAGGUAUUUGUAAUGUACAUGAUGAUGAAGUAGAGAAGGAAGAAACCAUAUGCAGGUGCCAUCCUGGGACGAUGUAUGACAGGAAGAAAUGUUGCAUUGGAAAUAAAACAUUCAUGGAAGCAACCUUACAGGACAGCACAAAUAAUCAAAAAGCAACCUUAACACCAGAUUUAAACCUGAGAAUGUUACCAACAGACAGAAAUAUAUUAUUUCCAGAAAAUAGAGAUUAUGAACCCCAAGAAUCACCAAAGAAAACAGAUAGAGUUGCUGUUCUUCAUUCUGCUAUUUACUCAGAUAAUAGUAGAGAUUCUCCUAAUGAUUCUUACGACCAUAACAACAUGUCAUUGCCAUCUGAUAAACAGGCAAUGGCGACAGAGAACAUUAUUAGAACCAUGACUCUCCAAUCUAGUUCUAGAAAGGUAGAAUAUAACGGCAAUCCGGCAAAUAAAGUGCAAGUUAUCGAGCAAUAUCAUUCUCCUGGUUCAAAAUCUGAAGGUGUGUUCACAAUUUCAGAAAUAGAGACAUCAAGCAAUAGAAGAGAGAGGUGCAUAGGCAAGACUUGCCAACAAGGAGUCUGCAAUAUGGAACAAUCUCCAGGGCCAAAGAUUUUAAUCACUGGAGCCUUAGAGAACAUGGACAACGUAAAGCAUGAAAAUGAAGAAAUAAUAAAUUCUGGACAAUCACUCUGCUCUUCAAGUGACAAAGAAUCUGAAAGCUCUGUCUCUACAAGUCUCUUUGCCCAGGAAAGUCAAUCUGAAAGCCGUGAAUCACUGCUUUCAAAAUACAUGCACUCUAAAAUAUCUUAUUUUCUUUUGUUUUUGAUCUUUCUUGCAACCAUCUACCACUAUGACUUAAUGAUCGGAUUGGCGUUCUACCUAUUUUCAUUGUACUGGCUAUCGUGGGAAGGAGGGAGACAAAAAGAGUCUGUCAAAAAGAAGUAA